AUGUUCUAACAACAUAUUAAUACUAUUUAAACGUGUCGUUCUAAUUCAUCCAUUAACUAUAUUCCUUAAAGAUUGGCACGUGUUGCUACUCCUUCAGGUUUUAACAAUAAUAGUGCUUUUAAAAAAAUCUAAAAAUUUCACAAAUAAAUAGAGUUUUAUAAACAAAAAGAGAUUUAUAAAAAAAAAUAUUAUUGUUUCCAAAUGAAAUCACACAUUCAGUAACUAGAGGAAAGUAAAUCCUACAUUUAAAAUAGAUAUGAAUAAAAACAAUCCUUCCAAUCAAUUUAACAAUAAAUUAAAGAUCUAACUUAAUAUGUUCAAAAUUUUUUAGGAUCAUUUAAGUACUAUAUUAGAUUUAAGAUUUAGUUAAAGGAUUACAGAAAUUGAAAAUCUCAGAAAAUCACAUUACAAUGAUCACACAGGUUUAGAAAAGCAAAUUAUCUUUACUAAGAGAGAACACAUAAUUAAUGAGUAGUCUAACUGUUUCUAAUACUUGUUAGGAUAUUUAAACCAAAAAAGAAUAAUUUACAAAGCAUAUCUAAAUGUAAUACCAAAUGAAAUAGCUUGGAAACAAAGAUUUAUAAAAUUGAAUAAAGAAUACGUUGAAUUGCAAGAAAAAUAUACGCUUCUAUCAGCAGAAUUAGAAAACAAUAGAAUUAACUUUGGGUCUCCAAGUUUCGAAUGCUUUGAGGCAAUUAUAAGAUAAUGA
This is a messenger RNA of Paramecium octaurelia, 709 nucleotides long. The record is from the annotation of a GenBank genome assembly. NCBI's taxonomy places the organism in Eukaryota, Ciliophora, Oligohymenophorea, Peniculida, Parameciidae.